AUGACAGAUUUAUCCAAGCCCCAAGAGAUCCCCCGACUCAGUCCCGAUCCCCUCACCGAUACGAAACGGUGGCAAGCCAUCUCAACCCGCGACAUCACAGCCAAUAGUUUCGUCUACGCCGUCCUCACCACCAAAAUAUACUGCCGCCCUUCAUGCCCAGCACGCCUAGCCCGCCGCGCCAAUGUCCAAUUUUAUGAUACCCCUCCGCAAGCAGAGAAAGCAGGCUUCCGACCCUGCAAGCGCUGUCGGCCGCAUUUGGGUCAGACGGCGGCUCAAAGCAACCCACAAACUACCAUGAUUAAAAAUGCCUGCGAGUCAAUCCGGAACAUUCUGACGGCAGGGCUGAAACCAAAGUUAAAAGAUCUGGCGGCUGAGGCUGGCCUGACACCCAGUCAUUUCCAUCGCGUGUUUAAGAAACAUGUGGGCGUGACGCCCGGUCAAUAUGUAGAAAGCCUUAUGCAGAGCAACCUGCACUCGCCCGACUCAUCACCCAAUGCUUUUUCUGGGGUUGAAACACCGCGCUUCGCCUCUGAUAGGGGUGAGAUGUUGGAUCUAGAUAGGAAUAGUGAGAAAGAGGCUGGUCUAUCGGCGGCUGGGGACGAAAUCCCAUUGAUGGGUGGCUGGAAUGAGUUCGAUGCACUGCUGGCGGAAUCAGAACAAACGUGGGUGCCUGAUUCAUUAUCUAUUGACCCUCAGAUGAUUCUGGCUGAGUGGUGA
This is a messenger RNA of Penicillium coprophilum, 717 nucleotides long. RefSeq names its product putative DNA repair and transcription factor Ada (gene mpt). Gene Ontology annotation, molecular function: DNA-binding transcription factor activity; zinc ion binding; sequence-specific DNA binding. The record is from RefSeq and is a predicted model, not a curated record. Lineage: Eukaryota; Fungi; Ascomycota; Eurotiomycetes; Eurotiales; Aspergillaceae. The transcript has a single exon. Bases 1 to 717 code for a protein of 238 amino acids. Gene Ontology annotation, biological process: regulation of DNA-templated transcription; DNA repair.